Funneliformis geosporum is the source of this 284-nucleotide messenger RNA. The record is from the annotation of a GenBank genome assembly. Lineage: Eukaryota; Fungi; Glomeromycota; Glomeromycetes; Glomerales; Glomeraceae.
CUUAUCCAGCAACCAGAACACGAGCCAGAGCUGCUCAAGAAACUCCCUAUGACCAAAACAAGAUUGAUAUAGAGAAGAAAGAGGAUGAUGUUGAAUUAAUACAACAUAAAUCAGAAAAGAGAGCCACGGCGUUGUAUUGCGACGCAUACAUCAAAAAUAUGAAAAUUCUGUUGAUAAUUGACUCCGGUUCUGCUGGAUAUAUAAUUUCCCUAAAGUUACUUAAAGACCUGGAUAUAGAGAUAACAGAAGCAUCUAAAACAAUAAUGACACGUGAUCCCUUUUGA